CCUCCUGACACAAACCAAACACACCUUAGAGCGUCCAUCCCCGGCGGCGCAGCCCGAACCUCCCCCCUCCCGCGGCGAUGCGCCAGCACGCCCCCGCCUACACGCCGGAGGCGGCCUCCGCGUCGGCCACGGGUGGCGCGGGCGAGCGGCACAGCCUGCCGGCGCUGCAGGCCAAGAUGAAGCGCAACCCGGAGGGGUACGAGACGGAGCUCCGCCAGCUGCAGCGCCACUUCGAGUCCUCGGUGUUCCUCUUCCGGCAGCAGGCGGCGCUGUCGUCGUCCUCCUCGGGCGGCGGCGGCGGGGAGACGGCCAAGGAGCUCGGCGACCUCGCGCUCUUCCUCGCCCACGUCGCGCCCUUCUACCCCAACGACCUCGCCGACCUGCCCGACCACAUCGGGGGCCUGCUCGACACCAACGCCCGCGCGCUGCCGUCCGGCCUCCGGGUGCACCUCGUGCAGGCGCUCAUACUGCUGGUCAAUCGGAAGAUUGUUGAUCUGGAAGACACCAUGGAGUUAUUUAUGGAGCUUCAAGUCAUUGGAGACCGAGCAGUAAAAAAGCUUGCAUUUUCACAUAUUGUACACAGCAUCAGAAGGAUGAAUCAGAAGCACAAGAAUGAAGCCAAGAAUCGUAAACUGCAAGGCAUCCUUUUUAAAUUAGUACAGGGCGAGGAAGAGUCGAGAGCAAAGAGGGCUUUUACUAUCCUGUGUGAUCUUCACCGUCGAAGGGUCUGGUUUGAUGACCGCACAGCAAAUGCUAUAUGCGAUGCUUGUUUCCAUCCCUCUUCGAGGCUUAUGACAGCUGCUAUUUCAUUACUCAUUGGGUAUGAAAAUGUUGAGCAAGAGGAUGAUAGUGAUGCCAGUAGUGAAGAUGAAGCAAGUCAAAACCCAAAUAUUAUACUUAGUAAAGAAGAUGUCUACAAGGCAAAUCACAAGGGUACCUCUGCUAGUAAGAAAAAGAAGAAAGCUAAAUUGGAGCGUGUAGUUCGUAGUAUGAAAAGGCAACAACGUAAAUCCAAUGAGGAGACUGGCUCCAAUUACUAUUCGCCCCUUACGUAUUUAAAGGAUCCCCAGGGUUUUGCAGAGAAACUCUUCUCUCGGCUACAGAAAUGCAAUGAACGAUUUGAGGUAAGGAUGAUGAUGUUGAAGGUCAUAGCAAGGACUAUUGGCCUGCAUCACUUGGUUUUGUUGAACUUCUAUCCAUAUCUUCAAAGAUAUGUUCAACCUCACCAACGAGAUGUGACUACUCUACUUGCUGCAGCAGUACAGGCUUGCCAUGAGAUGGUGCCUCCUGAUGCUGUUGAACCGCUGUUCAAGCAGAUAGUAAAUCAAUUUGUGCAUGAUCGUUCCCGUCCGGAGGCUAUUGCUGUUGGCCUGAAUGUUGUGAGAGAGAUCUGCAUGCGAAUUCCUUUGAUGAUGAAUGAGGAUCUACUCCAAGACCUUGUUUUAUAUAAGAAGUCCCACGAGAAAGCUGUUUCUAUUGCCGCUCGCUCACUUAUCACAUUAUUCAGGGAGAUCUGUCCUUCAUUGUUAGUCAAGAAAGAUCGUGGCCGUCCUAUUGAUCCAACUGCUCGGCCAAAAGCAUUUGGAGAAACCACUAUUGCUAGUGAUGUGCCUGGAGCUGAGUUGCUAGAUGAAGAGAUGUCACCAGAGGGGGGUUCAGACGAUGAGUCUGAUGCUUUUGAUUCCGAUGACGAGGAAGUGUUGCCAUCUGCGAGUGGUACCCGACAAAGUUUGGAGAGUUUAUCAAACAAGCUUGAUGCUAGUGAAGAUCAUGAAGAUGAAGUAUCUGGGGAACAAGAUGAUGCAGAGGAACUAGACGAGGAUGAUAGUGAUGACGAUAUGGAUGAACUAGAUGACGACUCUGACGUGGAUGGUGAUACUGAUGCGUCUGAUGAGGAUGAAGAUGAGGAGCUCAAUGAAGAUUCAGAGAAUGAAGACUCGGACCAGGAGGUUGAAGACAGUGAUGAGGGGGAUAAAUCAAAGGGCAGCGGUUCCAAGGUGCAGAAGAGAAAGUUAAGUGAUUAUAUUGGACAACUUGAUGCCGCAGAUGCAAGCCUUCGAGCUCUGAAGAAGUUAGCAGGAGCUAAGAAGGCUGAAGCCUCAACAGAUGAAGCUGGCAGAAUUUUCGGCGAUGAAGAUUUUAAGCGCAUAAAAGAGCUCAAGGCAAAGAAAGCAGCAAAGUUGGCUUUGGUUCAACAUGGGCUCAGCAAGGGUGACACAAGAUCAGUGACCUUCAAACUUCCUUCUACUGAUGAGCUUAGCUUGAAGCGCGUUGAUCCAUCGGAGCUCGCGGCUCACGUCAAGAGAAAGAUGACCAAGGAAGAGAGAUUAGAGAUGGUGAAAGCUGGAAGGGAGGAUAGAGGAAAAUACCAAGCAAGAGCAGCUAUUAAACAGAAAAAGACGGGUGGCUCGAGCAAUAAGCAGAAACAGCACCAGAAGAAGAUGCCUCUGGCGGCAAAGAGAGCAAAGGCAGCGCGUUCUCGCCAGGAGAAGAAGACCAAAGCGAAGCACUCAGGAAAGCAGUUCAGGGGACGGAAGGCCUGGAAAUAAUGAGGGCUUGUGUUUGCUUCUUUGCAAUUGGUGCCCGGAAAUUUUGACUGUCGUAAGGAUAUUGUGUAUGAUAUGUUUACAUACGAUAUGCAGUUUACAGCAAGGCCGUAUUUUAGUUGUUGCGUGGAAGGAAAAAUGUGAUGAACGACGA
Molecule: messenger RNA, 2700 nt
Organism: Triticum urartu
Lineage: Eukaryota; Viridiplantae; Streptophyta; Magnoliopsida; Poales; Poaceae
Source: RefSeq, a predicted model, not a curated record